GAAAAUGUUUGCAAGAUGCGUUCCGAGGCAAGCAGCCCGUAGGGCAGUGAGAUCGAUCAGAUCCACCCACCAGAUGCCCAUGAGAAGACGCUACUCAAACUCCAGCGUCGCUCCUACAUCCAGUACACCAUCUCCUGGAGCUGCAUUGGGAGGUCUGAAUACCGAACUAGACAAGUUGUCCCCUCGCUUUGAUAUAUCCUCAUCCCAAAUCGAGAUUCUGAGGUCUCCCUCCGACUUUUACGAGACCUUGAAGGCAAAAUCUCUCAGACGCAACCCUAAGCUCAAAGUUUCCUUNUUGACGGAUUCUCUCCGAGGAACCAGAGAAACACCCAAAGCAUCAUGUGCCACCUUGCUAGCAGCGCUCAUCGACGAGUUCGGCCCAGAUCGUGUUGAAGUAUGCAUGUACCACACACCAAACCUGACUGGCAUGCGCAAAUCCAUGAUACCCAAGCGCAUCAACGAAGGCUGGGGGUUGCAACAUAUGAAACUCUACGGCAUUGACGACGAAAUCAUUAUGUCAGGUGCAAACCUUUCAUCCGAUUACUUUACCAAUCGUCAGGAUCGCUACCACCUGAUCUCUUGCAAACGUAUCACCGACUAUUUUGCAAAGGUGCAUGACACAGUGUGUAGCAUUAGCUACCGUGUAGUACCAAAUGCUUCUGCCCCUGGUGGAUUCAAUCUUACCUGGCCAACCACAAAUGCGCAUCCAGAGCCUUUGGCAAGCCCCAAAGAGUUCAUUACUCAAGCCACCAAACUGCUUGCUCCUCUGCUGAAACCUGCCACUUCCACUUCUGCUCAGACGCCAGCAACUGAUACACAAAUCUACCCUGUGCUUCAGUUGACACCUCUUCUCAAGCCCGACACGUCGACUGAACUGCCAGCUCUCACCACGAUCCUAGAGAGACUGGCCACUCCAGCUUUCGCAGGAAGCAAGUGGACNUUUACAGCUGGCUACUUCAACAUGACACCCUGGCUGCGCGACUUGCUGCUGGCAUCUAAUCCAUCGUCUGCAAAUGUCAUCGCUGCCUCGCCAUGGGCUAACGGGUUUUACGGCUCUCCGGGCGUUUCGGGUAUGCUGCCAGCCGCGUAUACACUCUUGGGUCGCCGCUUCCUCUCUUCGGUGCAAAAGGCCGGAUUGCAAAACCAGAUCACGCUCAAAGAAUGGAGAAAAGGCACUGUGAAUACGCCAGGUGGCUGGACGUAUCAUGCAAAGGGUAUUUGGGUUACUCUCAAGGACGAACCAGGUCCAAGUGUCAGUCUGAUUGGCAGCAGCAACUACACGAAGCGUAGCUACAGCUUGGAUCUAGAGGCAAAUGCGUUGAUCGUCACCAAGGAUGUGGGUUUGAUGAAGAGAUUGAAGGAGGAAGAGGAGUGGUUGCAGGAGUAUGCUACAAAGGUUGAUCAAGGGACAUUUGAGAAGACGGAACGCAGGGUUGGGUUGCAUGUGAGGAUUGCCAUGUGGAUUGUGACGCUGGUUGGCGGUGCUUUG
Aureobasidium musti is the source of this 1489-nucleotide messenger RNA. Lineage: Eukaryota; Fungi; Ascomycota; Dothideomycetes; Dothideales; Saccotheciaceae. The record is from the annotation of a GenBank genome assembly.